Juglans microcarpa x Juglans regia is the source of this 1457-nucleotide messenger RNA. Its product is annotated as CAX-interacting protein 4-like. The record is from RefSeq and is a predicted model, not a curated record. The transcript has 3 exons. Bases 218 to 1183 code for a protein of 321 amino acids. Gene Ontology annotation, molecular function: nucleic acid binding; zinc ion binding. NCBI's taxonomy places the organism in Eukaryota, Viridiplantae, Streptophyta, Magnoliopsida, Fagales, Juglandaceae.
AAACUAGGACACGGUGGCCUAGAAUCUAGAUGGUACUGUUGGUGACCAACGGUGUCUUUUUAUUUCACAUUCUUUUAUUUUUUUAAUCUAUAAAGCGAAGAAAGGCACAAUAAAUUUUGUUCCUUUACUGAGAUUGCCGUCUCUCUGUUCCUCUCGGAUUUGCUCUUCAACAAGUUUCACUCCAGCACAGUGCAGAGUUUGAUCUUUGAAUUUCAAGAUGCCGGCUACGGCGGGUAGGGUUCGCAUGCCAGCCAAUAAUCGGGUGCACAGUAGUGCAGCCCUUCAAACCCAUGGUAUAUGGCAGAGUGCGAUUGGUUAUGACCCAUACGCACCCACCAAGGAUGAUGGCAAGAACUCUGCAAGCCACAAUUCAAUGAACGCCGAACCGGAGUCUGAUAAUGCAUAUGCAAGCUUCCAAGGCCUACUGGCUCUUGCCCGAAUAACUGGAUCAAAUGCCAAUGAGGCCCGUGGGGCCUGCAAGAAGUGUGGCCGUGUUGGACACCUCACAUUUCAGUGCAGGAAUUUUCUGAGUAUUAAGGAUGAUAGUAAGGAUAAAGACCCAGAAGCUAUCGAGGCUGCAGCUUUGGCUGAGUUGGAUAAGUUGAAGGGGAAUGUGGGUAAGAUGAAAGGGAAAAGUGCAGUUGAGAGCUCUGAUGAGAGUGAUGAAGAGGAUAGUGAGAGUUCAGAUUCAGCUGUAGAUUCAGAGAUUGAGAGGAUUAUUGCUGUGAGAAAUGGGAAGAAGAUUAGUGGCAAGGGUCGGUUGUUGAGAAAGAAGGAUUUAGAUGAAGAUGAAUCGGAUACAGAUUCAGAAAGAAAGAAAAGAGGUAGAUCUAAGAAGCGGAGUGGGAAGAGAGGAAAUGGUAAUUCGGAUGAUUCGGAUGGAGGUAGGAAGAGGAGAAAGAAGCGCAGUUAUAAGGAUGAGUCCUCAAACAAGGAUUACGAGUAUCGACGACGGCAUAGGAAGAGUAGGAAAGAGAAGAGGAGGCGGCGAAGUCACCGGCAUUCAGACAAUUCUGACUCUGAUGCAUCUGAGGACUCUGGUAGAGAGCGUAAGCGAACAAGCAGGAGGGCAGCUUCACCAUCUGAUUCAGAUUCAAGUGGUUUAGAUGAUUCAUGGGUUGGCAGGGACAAGAAGAGAUAUGAGAAGAAGAGCAGAAAACGACGUCAUUAUGAGGAUGCGUAGAAUUUGUUCUGGGAAAGAAAUGCAGGUUAAUGGAUAUGGUGAUCUCUCUUAAAGUCGGCAAAUCAGUGAUGGAACCCAAAUGGUGGGCAAACCAAAAUCUAUACCUGCUUUUGUAUUUGGAUUGUUUGAAGGUGCGAGGUGUUUAAUUUGUGUAUUGAGGAGCCUCAACAUAUUAACCUAUUGUAUUGGGGUGCCUAUUGCAUUGUAUAUUCUACUUAAUCCGAACUUGUUUGACUGUACUGUAGUUGUGAUUGGAUUUGACUAUUUUUGUGAA